AUGUCAAGUAGUGAAUCCACUUCAAACUCAUCCACCAAUCCACCACCACCACAACAACAACAAUAUUCCUUUCUCUUUAAUGGAACAGUCACUCAAGCCAUUCAACUCUUAACACAACCACUCUCACCUCUCCGAUAUUUAUUUAUAUUCAUCACUACACAUCAUGAAAGCACUCUUUUACAUUCAUUCAAUUCCAAUUCAGAAAUUGUUAACUUGUUAAAACAACCUCAACAUAUUUGUAUUCACAUUAUAAAACCAAGUAUAGAUUAUACUAAUUUUGCAUCGAUUUAUAUUCGAGAUGAAACACAAUCGAUGGAUUCUGUUUAUGUCUUGAAUCGGAAUGGAGAGAAUAUUUAUAAAGAUUUAAAUCCAAAUGUGAAUGAUUUUAUUCAGAAAUGUAAUGAAGGAAUUUCUAAUAGUGAUCAUCAUUAUCAUCACCACCAUCACCAUACUAUUACUUCUUCUAAUCCAUCCAAUCCUAUACCUCACCUCAUGAAUGAUGAGUAUGAUUCUGAUAUUUAUGGACCUUCUGAGUCUUCUAUUGAAUCUUCAUCAAUAACCUCAUCAACAACAUCAAUAACUUCAUCAACUACAUGCAAUUCGAAUCAUAACAAUACUACAACACCACUCUCCUCCUCUUCUACCAUUCAAUUACCUCAAUAUCGUUAUGAUUUUGUUCAAGAAACUCCUGAAGAGAAAAAGAAGAAAAUUCAACAAGCGAUGGAAAAGGCAAGAAGAAGAUUAAAUAGAGAGAAUAAUAGUGGUGGUAGUGGUAGUGGUAGUGGUACUGGUACUGGUAGUAGUGGUAGUAGUGGUAGUGGUGGUAGUGGUGGUAGUGGUGAUGGAGAAUCAUCUCCUACAACACCUUCAUCUCAUUUACCACUCUCUCCAAUGACUCCAACCACUCCAAAUACUUAUCAACGUGUUAAAACUGAAUUAACUCAACAAAAGAAGGAAGAAUUGGAAUACAAGAAAAAGUUAAAAGAACAAAUUAAGAGAGAUCGAGUAGAGACAACAAGACAACAGGUAGAUCAAGUAUCAAAUAUUGAAAAUUCUACUCCAAUGUUAAAGAACCAACAAUCCAAUGAAACAGGUCAAUAUGUUCCUACAAAAUCACAAACUACAAUGAUUGCAUUCAAAUUACCAAAUGGAGAAGUGAAGAAACAAACUUUUCAAUCCACUCAAACGAUUAAGGAUUUACAUGAAUUUAAAAAUACUAACAUUGAAGGAGGUACGAAAAUGAUUAUGAGUAUCAUGUAUCCAAGAAUUGUAUUAUCCGAUCAGUUGGAUACAAAGACAUUGGAAUCGAUGAACUUGUGUCCCAAUGGCGUUAUUUUGCUAUCCAAUGACAGUUCGAAUAAUGCUGUUGAGGGUUGUGAACAUUAUCAUCAUUCAUCCAACAAUGGUCCCAUUGGUAUCAUUUCAGGAUUAUUCACAAAAUUAAUAAUUUUAGUAAUUACUGCCAUUCAAUGGGUUGGUGGAUUCAUAUUUCCUUCACCCCAACAAGCCAAUGGAAGAAACUCAACGACGACUCCCUCUUCCACAUCAUUAGAUCCAAACAACAAUAAUAACACAAAAAGAAACAAAUCACUUCGUGACAAUGGAAAUAGUACACAAUUUGAGUAUAGACAAGAUGGUGAUGACAAUAGUGAUAACAACUAG
Molecule: messenger RNA, 1662 nt
Organism: Naegleria lovaniensis
Lineage: Eukaryota; Heterolobosea; Eutetramitea; Acrasida; Naegleriidae
Exons: 1
Coding region: 1-1662 (553 amino acids)
Molecular function (GO): protein binding
Source: RefSeq, a predicted model, not a curated record